GUUGCUGCUGCUGAACAACUUCAUUGUGGUGCAGCUUGCUUUUCUUGGAGGAGAACGGGAGACAGAAGAGCUGGAGAAGUGCUUCCAACUUGAGCUGUCUGCAGAGGUGUUGGGACAGAUAGUUGACAGCACCAUGUGUAGAGGAAUCCUCUUCUUGUUAGACAAGUCUGGAUGGAUAUAUGUCUUUGAUGCCGCUGAAGGUGCCCGUCUGGCCCAGGUCAAUGUUUCCCUCUAUCAAGCAGAGGGGCACGAAGACAAGAACUCGGGCACCCCGUGUCCCCUUACCCUGCUGCGUGUCGCACGUGACCUGAGUGUCGCUGUGGUUGCCAACAGCUCCAACUAUGUCGCAGCCAUUGAUCUCCAGUUAUACUUCCGAGAGUAUCCGGAUCACUUACUUUGCAAGAGGAGUUUUGACAACCUUCCUAUAGAACAACUGCAGGGGACGGAUGAGGAUGACAUCAGAAGUUCCGAUUAUAAUAUGAAAUUUGUGCCGUGUGCCUUCCGGACAGACAGGUCCUGGAAGGCGUGCCUAUCUUCCUUAUCUAAUGCAGCAAAGAGAUUUCAGGCACCAAGUUUGGAAGCUUACAGGUGUCCGCCUUGGUACCAGUACCUCCCACACCUGGAGGACUAUGGUUAUACACCCCAAGAAGCUUCUAAAAUCUCGCUGCUUCAGGAUGCUGCUCAUGUCCUAGCAACCCCAAGAGGGAAAGCUCAAAAACGUGCAAGUAUACCAGACAGAGGAUGGAAGAACAUUUAUUCGGGAGACCAGGAAGGUUGUGUCAGCCUUGAAUGUAAAUCUGUGACAGCUUUUAGUGCAUUACUCACCAUCUCAACAGAGAGUGAAGGACUGAUUCUUGUUCUGUGGGAUUUGGAGACUCAAGAUGUGAGGCAUGCGUGUGUGGGCAGAAACGCAGUUUUUGUGGAGUGCAGCCCAGAGGAGCAGUUAGGCCUCGUCUUUUCAGAGCCUGGUCUCUCCUUCUUUCUGUUUGGCAUGACUCAACAGGAAUUCUUGAACCGACUAAUAAUCCACGGCAGCGCUGGCACCGUGGACGCCCUUUGCCAGCUGAAUGCAUGGGGGCGGUGCUCCAUUCCUGUACAUGCCUUGGAGGCUGGUUUAGAGAAUCGUCAGUUGGACACGGUGGAUUUUUUUUUAAAGAACAAAGAGAAUCUUUUCAGUGAAUUCUCUGCUUGCUCCUUCGAAGAUCAGCCUGCCAGCAAAAUGUCAGCUCUUUACUUGGAGAGUAUGCAAGAGCUGAGGCCGGCCCUGGACUUGCUUUGCAAGGCAAUCCAAGAAAAUGACUUGGAAACACAGAGCAAGCAUUUCUCGGAGCAGUUGCUGAACCUCACCCUGUCCUUCCUUAACAAGCAGCUCCGUGAUAUUUUCAUCCAUAAAGAAGAACUGGAUGACAAUCUGAACAGAUGUGUUGAUAUUUUAACCAGCUACAUCACUAAGCUUAGGGCGUUUAUGAUAAAGUUUCCUCACAAGCCAUCCGGUGUGGGGAGCCUGCGCUGCAAUCUCGAAGACGUACCCCUGAUAGAACAAAGUGCGAUGUGGGAAGAGUUCAGCAUGGAGCAAACUGUUGCUGAGGCCAUUUUAAACAACAAGCUGCCAGAGGCCCAGACCUUUUUCCAGCUGACUCACAAUCCUGCCUGCAGUCUCAAGGCACUGAAAAGGAUUGGGCAGGAUCUGGUUUACAAGAGCCUGCUGAACAACGACCUCAAGGAAGCCUCCAGACUCCUGAGAAAUAUGGGCUUCAAUGUGAUGGAGCAGCUCCACCGAGUGUGUUUCUAUGCAAGCAACUGGCGUGUCCGGGACUUCUUGGUGAAGACGCUGCAAGACAAAGACUACUUCUCUGAAGCAGAAAAAGAAAUGAUAGAUUUCGUGCAUCGGGUGGAAAAAGUUUAUUCAACAGCACUUCCGGAGCAUGAAAAGAAAGCAGCCCCGUGCAGCUACUGGAGAAGGGAGCAAGGCCUUUCUGCCUAUAGUGCUGCCUUGGACGCGCUUCUGAACUGCUGUGAGGACCGAGUCCAUAACCACGAGCACAGGAUCAUGUUGAACUGGGCUCGGUGGUGGGAUCGGGACACACGAGAGAUGGUUCUCCUUCCAACGCAAUCUCCAGGAGGUGAGUUCAAGUCAUGUAAUCCAGAGGUUCUUUGGACAUACCUGACGUCUUGGCACGACUGGGCCAGUAUCAGCGCAUGGAUUGCAGACUCUCAGCCUCAGGAUGGUGGCUCCGACUGGCCACAACUGACCGCCGAGGCCGUUGAGCAAAGAUCCUUGUGUAGCUCGUUCAUGCACAAUGAAAUACUGGACUGCCUGGCUAGGAAUGGGACUUUUGUACCGGCAGAGCUAGAAAACGUUGAGCGCCUUCUCCAGAGAUUGGCCCUCAUUGGUGGGGUGAUGCAGAACCCGCACCCUGUUCUAGAGCACGCGCCCAUUGCUGGCGGAGAUUUCCACGUCUGCGUUAUCCAUUAUUGUUUAGAGCGUGGCCUGGACCAUCUUCUGUACACCUAUCUGGAUUACUACAGUUUAUGUUCUUCCAACUGCCCCAUUCUGGAUGAUAGAUCAUUGCAUGAAGCUCACCCCUGGUUUGAAUUUCUAGUGCAGUGUCGACGCAUCGCCAGCAAACCUGGAGAUGCAGCCGUGAUUUUCCACGCGAGCCUCGCGAACGCCCAGGUCUUGAUUCCCAGCAACCAGGCCGGCGUGAGCAGCAUGCUGCUGGAGGGACGGACGCUCCUUGCCCUGGCCUCGACCAUGUACGCCCCCGGAGGGAUUGACCGGGUUCUUCAGGACAGGGAUGGCGGAAAGAAGGUGGAUGCCCAGCUCUUCCGGAUGGCGCUCAUUCCGUACCCCAAGCUGCGAGCGGCCCUCUUCCCCCAGUGUGCCUCUCAUGGGGCCCUGCCCUCCGACGUCUCUCUCUAUCACCUGGCUCAGGCACUCGUUCCGUUCGAUCCUUCCAAAUUGUUUGGCUGGCAGUCAGCAAACACUCUUGCCAUUCCUGAUCUCCCCGGCGCCCUGCCUCACUUCUCGUGCCCGGCCCUAGUCAACAGAGGGGCCAUCCUGGAGCGCCUGGAUUUCUGCCACUAUUUGCGCCACGCACGUCCGUCCUUCGCGUUGGCAUCUUUUGUAGUCCAGCAGCUGGCGAGGAGCAAAACCCCAAAGCAGCUGGUUCAGCACGCGGGCAGUGACGCCUACGCCCUGGCCCUCAGCUGCUUUUACGUGCCCUCGGUGGUCACGGCCUGUGCCUGCUUCUUGGAACUGCUGGGCCUGGAGAGCCUCAAGCUCCGGGUUGACGCCCAAGCCGCAAAUGCGAUCCUGAACUUCAUGUCGAGGAGCGAGGAGCCCCAGUACGAGUCCAUCCGGCAGUCCGUGGUCGACAAGCUGCGAGAGCUGGCCGACGGGGAAAAGAGGGCUGCAGAAGAGCUUCUCGUCUGCCUAGAGGAGGCAGUUUGGGACAAGACCGAGCAGCAGAAGGUCCAGAAGACGUCUGGUGAGGCGCGGCGGCAGUGGGCGCUGGUGGUGCAGUUCUGCCGGCUGCACGGCAUCAAGCGGAGCCCCUCCUACCUGCGGGCGUGCGCCAGAGCCCACGAGUGGCUGCCGCUCAUCACGGUGGCCCAGAUGUAUGGCUACCCACCGACGGAGGUCGUUCCCAUCCUUCAGGAGUUCUCCCCCCCGCUGCAGAACCACCUGCGGCUGGCCUUCGGGAGCGUGCUGCCCCCCGGUGCCCGGGAGGGAGGGCAGGGCAGGGAGCUCAGCCGGCCGAGGCCCGAGCACAGGCCGCACGCAACCGACCUCUUCUGCCUCCUGCUGCACGGCCAGGAGCCGCCCCACCCCUGGCAGGACCUGCUGGCGGCCGCCGUGAAGCACCACGUCCCGGCCCUGGCCGUGCUGGCCGCGUGCCUGGAGGGCGCCGGCACCGUCCACUGCCUCUGUGUCUGGAUCGUGGCCUCCUUGGAUCGCUCCACCGCAGCCGAGGUGACAAAACACGUCGAAGGCCCUGUCGAAACCCAUCCGUGGGACCUUCUGGAUUUGGCCGCUCUCUGGCGGAGGCUUCUGAGGAGGCGGAAGAUCAGAACGCUCCUUCAUGGCUUCCGGUUUUUCCUGAAGGGCUCCCCGCUGCUGCUGCUGCUGGAGGGGUACGAGUCGUGCAUGGAGCACCGCAAUUACACGGAGGCCUCUGCCAGGCUCCUCGCGUUCCACGGCAGCGUCGCAAAACUCCAGGCCGUGUGCGAAGGGCCGCCUCCCGUCCCGCCCGUGCCCUGGCUGGAGUCGCAGGCCGCCUUCCUUCUCGGACUGAUGCCGCAGCAGUGCCGCACCCCCUACGAGCUGCGGAGGCUCCUCCAGCUGUUUGCAGACACGGGCACUGCCCUGCCUCACGGGGCAGAUACGAAGAAGCUAAGUGCCCUCAGCUACAUCUUGAGGGAUUCCCCUCUCUCAGUUGAUCGUGCCAUCUUAACGAAUUACACUGCUGAGAACUUCCAGAACGAAUGCAGCAGAAUUCUGGAGCAGCUGCAGGAGAGAAGCGCUUUUUCCACGGCACGGGAGGUAGCGGAACUUGCGGAGUUGCCCAUGGACAACAUCGUCAUCCAGGAGGUGCUCCAGAACAUGCAUUUUUUGAAACAGAUUGGCCACUGGCCCCAAAAACGGACAAGAAUUGAGUUCUGGAAGAAGUGUAACGAGUGUUUUGAGAAGAAUGGCAUCCUGAACCGUGCCGCCUCUGGCUUCUUCUCCGCACAGGCAGACGCGGUGUCGUCCGCAUCCCCAAAUGAUGAGGGCGCCUGCUGCAUCAUCGAGAGGCAGCUGCUGCUUAGCUUGGCCGGCCACUGGCUGGCCAGGGGUGACCCGAUCCCGCUCGAGGAACUGGAGCAGGUGGAACGGGAGGUCUGGCUCUGCCGCAUCGCCCAGCAGACGCUCUGCCAGCGGCCCAGGCAGGCCCGGCAGAGGCUCUCGCACCAGAUUUCCGUUAGCGGAGAGCGGUCCUUCGAGUCCCUGGCCAAGGAGUUCUCCUUUUCCAAGCUGGCCGCGUUAAACGUGCCCGAGGACCUGCAGCUCGAGCGCUUGCCUGCCCAGGAGGCCCCGGGGGCCGUGCUUCCAGAGGCUGACCGGGCGUCCCUGGAGGUCCUGAUCGGGCAGCUGCUGGAUGAGGGCAGCGUGCACGAGGCGAGCCGUGCCUGCCGCUACUUCAAUUUCCACAGCCGAGACGUCUCCCUGGUGCUGCACUGCAGAGCACUGGCAUCCGGAGAGGCUCCCCGGAGCCACUUCCAUGCAGACGUCCGGGCGAUCCUUGAAGCUCGAGAGGAGGAGGAAAGUGAGAGGAGCGGAGAGGGCGGUGCGCAGAAGAGGCAGCUGCCGAGCACCUCAGUCCUGGGGAGCGGGCCCUGCGCGGGGGGCGAGUGUCCGGGCCGGGAGGUCGCAGCCAGCCUGCAGGCGCUGGGAGCCGAGUGUGUGCACGGGCGGAGCUACUGCCGGCAGGUCCUCUGCCUGUACGAGCUGUCCAGGGAGCUGGGCUGCUCCUUCGACGAGAUCUCUGCCCGGGAUCCCGAGAAGCUGCUGCGGACAAUCCUCUCCUCUCGCCGAGCGGACAGGUGCAGGCGGGCCCAGACCUUCAUUGCGGCCCAGGGGCUGGGGCCCGACACGGUGGCAGAGCUCGUGGCCGGGGAGGUCACGCGGGAGCUGCUGGCACCUGCACAAGGACAAGGGAGACAGCCAGCCCUGAAUCCCGCAGAGGGGAGCCAGGCGUUGCUGCAGCUGGCCAGGCUGUGCCCGGACCCUGCCCUGGUGGGCAAGCAGCUGCUGGAGAGAAUCGCUGCUGUACCGCCGGGGGAGCUGGCCUGCACCACUGAGCUCCUGAUCCUGGCCCACAGCUGCUUCAGCUUGACGUGCCACAUGGAAGGGAUUAUCCGGGUCCUCCAGGCUGCCCGGAUGCUCACGGAAGAGCACUUGGCUCCCAGCGAAGAGUAUGGCCUUGUGGUGCGGCUGCUCACGGGCAUCGGUCGGUACAACGAGAUGACGUACAUCUUUGACCUGCUGCACGAGAAGCAUCACUUUGAGGUGCUGAUGCGGAAGAAGUUGGACUCGCAGAGUGGGGCGCUCAAGACCGCCCUGCUGGACUACGCCAAGCGCCGCCGCCCGGGAGACAGCGAGAAGCACAACAUGAUCGCCCUCUGCUUCAGCAUGUGCCGGGAGAUCGGGGAGAACCACGAGGCAGCGGCCCGCACCCAGCUCAAGCUCAUCGACUCCUGCCCCUGGGAGGAUUGCCUCCAGAACGUGCCCCACCUAAAGACACUGCUGAUGAAAGCCCUGACCCUCUUCAUCGACGCUGCUGAAAGCUAUUCCAAGGACUUCUGUGUGCACCAGUCCUUGCACUGCAACAGGCUGACAAAACUCAUCACGCUGCAGCUCCACUUCCUGAACACCAACCGCGCCACACAGCUGAUCAACCUGAGCCGGAAGAACCUGCUGGGGUGCGUCAUGGCCCUGCCCAGGUUCUACCAGGCUGCCAUUGUGGCCGAGGCCUACGACUUCGUUCCCGACUGGGCUGAAGUCCUGUAUCAGCGGGUGAUUGUGAAGGGAGACUUCAACUACCUGGAGGAAUACAAGCAGUGUGGCCUGUUGAAGGCGAGCACGUUUGAGGAGAUCGCUCAGAAGUAAGUCAGCGUUGUGAGCCAUCACCUGCUUCUCCAGCACGGAGGCCUCCCCUCCCUCCGCCUGGUUUUCUGUGCAGUUGGGACCCGCGGCCCUUGCUGGCGCUCUUCCCGCUUUGGCAUUGGGCUGAGCUACUGGGGAGGCAGGGAUCUCUUGGAGGAGGGGCAGCUGAGGCGAUCGGGGGCUGGAGCAGGUCGCCUGCGAACUGGGACGGCUCAGCUUGGGAAAAAGGCAAGUCGGGAGGCAUGAGAAGUGUCUGAAAUACUGCAUUGUGUGAAGAGGAAGGGAUUCUUCUCUCUCCUGGAACACCAGCACCCCAAAGAGGAAAGAUUCCUUCACACAACUCAUGCUCACAUUGGCUAGGUAAUUGGCUGCCGUGGGAGGUGAGGCUGUGGGCUGCCUGCGUGCACCAGCUGCUGGGGAGUGGGACCACAGAGGUCUUGUGCCCCUCCCGUGGGGGGGCCCUGGGGGCAGCCGCUCUGCCGCCGUGUGUGCGGAGUGCUGGUCCGCUGGGCCCUGGCUGUCUUACGUUCUUGUGAGAGAAGCCGAGGGGGCUGCACCACGUGACUUUC
Molecule: messenger RNA, 7218 nt
Organism: Varanus komodoensis (Komodo dragon)
Lineage: Eukaryota; Metazoa; Chordata; Lepidosauria; Squamata; Varanidae
Gene: SPG11
Product: SPG11 vesicle trafficking associated, spatacsin
Exons: 37
Coding region: 134-6652 (2172 amino acids)
Biological process (GO): axon extension; synaptic vesicle transport; axo-dendritic transport
Cellular component (GO): axon; cytoplasm; synapse
Source: RefSeq, a predicted model, not a curated record